Theileria orientalis strain Shintoku is the source of this 489-nucleotide messenger RNA. RefSeq lists its product as uncharacterized. The coding region runs from base 1 to 489 and encodes 162 amino acids. The transcript has 4 exons. Gene Ontology annotation, molecular function: UFM1 conjugating enzyme activity. Gene Ontology annotation, cellular component: cytoplasm. Gene Ontology annotation, biological process: protein K69-linked ufmylation. Lineage: Eukaryota; Apicomplexa; Aconoidasida; Piroplasmida; Theileriidae. The record is from RefSeq and is a predicted model, not a curated record.
AUGUCUGCAGCUGAAACUCAGAAUUCUGUUGAGCGGAUUCCACUGUGUAGUACGAACACUGGCCCCUUCGAUAACCCGGAGGACUGGAACACGCGGCUGAACGAGGAGUUUGCAGCUCUGAUUAGCUAUGUUGAGGAGAAUAAGCAGAACAACACCGAGUGGUUCACUCUGGACUGUAACGAUGAUGGGACCAGUUGGUUCGGCGAGUGCUGGACCGUACAUAACAUGAAGACCUAUAAAUUUGAACUGGAACUGGAGAUUCCCGCUGGAUACCCGAACGCUCCCUUCGACAUCAUCAUCAGGUCUCUCGAGGGGAAGACAGCCAAGAUGUACCGGGGAGGGAGAAUUUGCCUGGACGCUCACUUCCUGCCGCUUUGGCAGAAAAACGUUCCCAAGUAUGGUAUCGCACACGGCCUGGCUCUGGGACUCGCUCCCUGGCUCGCCGCUGAGAUUCCUCAUCUCAUCAGCAUUGGGGUUCUGGAAUCGUAG